Messenger RNA from Penicillium verrucosum, 1083 nucleotides. RefSeq lists its product as uncharacterized. Bases 1 to 1083 code for a protein of 360 amino acids. NCBI's taxonomy places the organism in Eukaryota, Fungi, Ascomycota, Eurotiomycetes, Eurotiales, Aspergillaceae. Gene Ontology annotation, biological process: positive regulation of transcription by RNA polymerase II. The transcript has a single exon. Gene Ontology annotation, molecular function: DNA-binding transcription factor activity, RNA polymerase II-specific; sequence-specific DNA binding; zinc ion binding. The record is from RefSeq and is a predicted model, not a curated record.
AUGUUACCAACUGAACCCCCAGCCCCUCCAUUCCGCAGCGUCUCCGCCUGCAACAGAUGUCGACUCCGCAAACACCGCUGCGACCAACGCCUCCCUCGCUGCGAGUCAUGCGAAAAAGCCCAAGUCCGCUGCGUGGGCUACGACCCCCUCACAAAACAAGAAGUACCACGCAGCUACGUAGCCUUCCUCGAAAGCCGCGUCAACUAUCUCAACCAGGUCCUCACGGACCACGGCAUCGGAUUUAAGCCCGCUAUCGCCUAUGAUGAAGAAGAGGUGUUGAAGAUGGAAGCUAGACAGUCGCCGAGAUUUGAAUCUCGCGGAUUAAGAGAUGCAAGAAGAUUGCCCGAGAAGAUGCAAGCGCACACGCAAACGCAAACGCAAACGCAGACCGACAUGGGCGUGCAGACGACCCGUAAGAGGAAAUCGACUCCGUGUGUCGACGACGCCAUUCCUACCAGACAGGUUAAACGACUGGCGCAGUUAAAUGUCCUUCUUACGGAGUUGUUGACGGAUGGAUGUCAGCAUCGAGAAUGUUCCCGUGAUCCUGACCCUGACCCGGCGAGGGUGUAUAUGCGUGGUGCUCGUAGACAUGACGUGCAGGAGGAUUGUGUUGAGCAGAGAUUGCCGUGGUCGCCGCGGAGUGUUGAUUCGAUUGAUCAUAAUGAUAGCCGCAUGAAUAGAUCUGUGUCGCCGGUGUCAUUGCAUGAGACAUAUCAGUAUCCCGGGCCGACUCAUGGGCGUGGCUCUUCUAUGCUUAGUGCGGAAACGGCCUUGGGAUCAGAUCAGGGGCGUGAAGUACAUAACGCAAAGAGACGGCCUGGGAUCGAGUUUGAUUUGGGAGAUUUCGAGUCUGAGAUACCUAAUAUCAAGCUCUUGGCUGGGAGUGGUGAAGGGAGGAAGACAGAUGUUGGUCGACGUUUCAAUGUUUCGAGUCGUGCUGCGUCGCCGGAGGAGGAGGGUCGUUCUAGUUCUAGUCCCGAGCCCAAGUUUGAUAUUGGUGCCGAUCUGCUUCGCGGGCGGAGGGAGAGAGAAAGGGCUAAUUAUGAUUUGUUGGAUGAAUUCCUUGUUGACUGGGCUGAGUGA